Fusarium pseudograminearum CS3096 is the source of this 384-nucleotide messenger RNA. RefSeq lists its product as uncharacterized. Gene Ontology annotation, biological process: proton motive force-driven ATP synthesis. The record is from RefSeq and is a predicted model, not a curated record. The transcript has 3 exons. Gene Ontology annotation, molecular function: proton transmembrane transporter activity. NCBI's taxonomy places the organism in Eukaryota, Fungi, Ascomycota, Sordariomycetes, Hypocreales, Nectriaceae. The coding region runs from base 1 to 384 and encodes 127 amino acids.
AUGGCUUCGACCGGAGUGAACGUGCGUGUUAUCCUCCCCCGAUAUGGCCGCUCGACCGUCUCCCAAACCCGAGCUAUCGACGACAUCGGCGAAUGGACUUUCAACUUUCGAGCGGCACAAUCGAAUUGCAUUGUUCUGCGGUGGUCCGCCCUCGGCCUGGGUAUCUUUUACGGCUUCACCCACCAGCGAGCGAUUACUGCUUCCCAAAGGGCUGAGCACGCGCAGCACGAGUACGAGAAGAAGGAGAAUCUCAUCAAGCAGGCCAAGGCCGAGUUUGCCAAGAAGAAGAACCCUUCAUCUGGUGAUGAUGUUAUUACCGACCCUUCAGACCCCAAGUUCGAUCUUGAGAAACUGCUGUUGAAGGUCCAGAAGGAGAGCCCUUAG